GCAGGCAACGAACGGUCACUGUCGGUAUAGCUUAGAGUUUUACGCAGGGCCACAUAUUAUUUUGUCUGGUGGCAUUCAAUUAGGAUAAUGAAUCGAUAUAAGAGAUUUUAGAGAGCCUUACAGCAAAAAAAAAAAAAAAAAAAAAAAAAAUCGCUACCAUUCAACUCUUCUUCUCUAUAAGCUUAAUGGAGGCUGAUGCAGAAAACUUGAAGCCACUCUGUGAUGACGAAGAUCAACGAGCUUUAGAUAAAGUCAUCGCCGAGAGGACCGCAAAUGAAAAGGCGAAGAGACCCACAUGGAGCGGGCAGUUGGAGUUCAUCUUGGCAUCGGUGGGGUACGCCGUGGGUCUGGGCAACAUCUGGAGGUUUCCUUAUCUGUGCUACAGCAGCGGCGGAGGUGCCUUCAUAAUCCCUUACUUCACCAUGGUGCUCCUGUGUGGCAUUCCUCUACUCUUCAUGGAGUUUACCAUAGGGCAGUAUACUGUCUUAGGGCCAGUGCAUGCUCUCGCCAAAAUCUGUCCCUUGUUAAAAGGUGUUGGUCUGGCCACAGUUGUCAUCUCUGUUGUAUCCUCUACAUACUACAAUGUGAUCAUGAGCUGGGCACUUUUCUAUUUGUUCAACUCAUUCGGAGCCACUCUCCCCUGGUCAUCCUGCAAUAACACUUGGAAUGCUUUUGGAAAUUGUUCCAGCGGUUUCCCUGGCAACGCUACCCACCUUCAGUCUUCGAGCCAACAAUUCUUUGAUCACAAGCUUCUGGAGAAAACCAGCAGGAUUGAGGAAGUUGGUGGCCUCCACUGGGAAUUAUCAGGCUAUCUUCUCAUAUCAUGGAUCAUCGUUUAUUUAUGCAUUUUUAAAGGGGUCAAAUCAACUGGCAAGGUUGUUUAUUUCACUGCUGUUUUUCCCUACUUCAUCUUGUUUGCCCUGCUCAUCAAUAACGUGCAGCUGCCUGGAGCCAAGAACGGUAUCCUCUACUUUGUGACACCUGUCUGGAGUAAACUGCUUGCAGUGAAGGUUUGGGUUAAUGCAGCAGCCCAGGUCUUUAACUCAGUUGGAAUAGCAUUCGGCUCCAUGAUUUCAAUGGCUAGUUACAACAAGUUUAACAACAACAUUCUGAGGGAUGUCUUGAUUGUGUCAUUUGUCAACUCCUUCACUAGUAUCCUGGGUGGCUUUGUGAUUUUCUCAGCUGUUGGCUACAUGGCUCACAUACAUAACCUACCAGUUGACAACAUAGCUACAGAUGGCCCUGGUUUGGUGUUUGUUGUGUACCCUGAGGUCCUUUCCACCAUGCCUGUCUCUCAGCUGUGGACCCCCCUAUUCUUCAUUAUGCUGCUGUGUCUGGGCCUGGACAGUCAGUUUGCCAACGUGGAAGUGGGUGUGACGUUUUUAAAGGAUGAGUUUGGACCCAAAAUUCUGCGUUUCGUAAAGAGAGAAGAGCUGUUAGUCCUGACUGUGUGCGUUGUCUGCUUUGUUUUGGGGCUUCCUCAUGUUACUAAGGGAGGCAUUUAUGUGUUUCAGCUGAUGGAUCAUUGCACUGCUGUAGUUUCCCUCAUAUUCCUGGCAUUCUUUGAAGUUGUGGCUGUAUGCUGGAUCUUUGGUGUGCCACAGCUCUCUCUAAUGGUAAAGAGGAUGCGAGGCAAAUCUCCACACGUCUUUUUUCGCCUCUGCUGGCUGCUGGUUUGUCCUAUACUGUUGUUGUCUAUACUGACCUCCAGCAUUGUUCAGUACACCCCUCCUCACUAUGGUAACUACUGGUACCCACUUUGGGCUCAGUUGGUGGGCUGGGGUAUCUCACUAGUCUCUGUGGUGUGGAUCCCACUUGGUGCCAUUCAUGAGAUCUGCAACAACAAAGGAACUCUUGUUCAGAGACUUAAAAUAGCUGUUACGCCAACAUUGGACAUGGGUGAUGUGGAUCCAGUGCUGGAAAAACAAAAUCAUGACAUCUCAAUGGCUGAAAAAUGUUUACUUCAAGAGUCAGAGACAGCUAAAGUCAUGUGAUGUUAAAUGGCACAAGAGGACCUCAUUGUUUUGAUCAUUGUUAUAUUUUUUUCUAUUGAUAAUUUUACAUUAGACCACCAACUAAUAUAGUUCACUUGCACUUAUCCAUCACUUCAGUGGUUCCCAACCAAAGGCCGCUGGACCCCCAAGGAGGUCCUCCAAUGGGCACACGGGGUCCCAGAGGCUUUGACUGUUCAGAGCCAGUGUGAUUUAAAUUAAGACCAUGUCCACACAAAGACGAGCUGAGGUGUGUUCCCUUCAGCUUUUAUCAUUUGGGUGUUUCAUGCACAUGAAACCAGUGUUAUGGGAGCCCAAAAACACUAGACUAAACAAAAGUAAGGCUAUGUGCUAAUUAUUACCUUAACUUUGGUUUUAGCACAGGAAAGGAGUCAGCCUGAAUGCAUCAUUUAUGAUGAGAAGCAGCUGAUGAAAGCAUAAAACAGCUUUUUGGUCUUCAGUGAAAACAGGUUGGGAACCACUGAGUUAAAGGACUUAUUUAUUCGUUUCUAUUCUGGUAUGUUUAGAUUAUACAAACAUACCAUAAAUUUCAAUAUUCUAACCCAAUACUGAAAUUUAGCUGAUUAUUUCUAAUUUGAUUUGCCUAAAUGUGCAGAGAUAUUUUCUCUGCCUGUUUUUUAUGGUAAAUGUUGGUGAGUUUGUGUAGUUUAGAAUGUUGCAAUCGACUUAUGGACCAGCCAGUCAGAUGCCUUAAAGAAUAAAUAAAUAAAAUAUUAAUACAUCUACUGUAUAAACCAUGAUAACAAAGGCAUUUCUAGAUUAACUGCACUGCAGUGAGGCCAAAGAGACUUCUUUCAUUUGAAAGUCUUGGCCAAAUGCAGCCUUGUUCACUCUGUUCAAUCUUUGUGGACCAAAAACUUAGAACUUACAUGUCUGUUUUUUUUAAUGCAUUUUUUGGGUAGUCCCCAUCAACUUACAUUUAAAAGAUUGCUUUAUUGAGCUCACCCUUGCUUUAUGGUGAGCUCAAAUGUCAGCUACUCCAUUUAAUCCUCACUGGUACAUCAUCACACCGCUGUGACGACUCAGAAAUGUUUGACUUUGAUGAGACUGCCUGAA
Molecule: messenger RNA, 3068 nt
Organism: Melanotaenia boesemani (Boeseman's rainbowfish)
Lineage: Eukaryota; Metazoa; Chordata; Actinopteri; Atheriniformes; Melanotaeniidae
Exons: 13
Coding region: 186-1994 (602 amino acids)
Biological process (GO): sodium ion transmembrane transport
Cellular component (GO): membrane
Source: RefSeq, a predicted model, not a curated record